AGAGAAAGAGAGAGAGAGGGGUAUAACGAGAGAUAGGGAGAUGUACAUGUUUUUUGUGAAGGCUGGAUUUCAUCACAGAGGUACUAUCGCGAUUGUUAGAAGAACCCGCGAUUUGCUUGGUGCUGCACUCCACAGUUCAACAUGGCUAAAUGGGGCUCAAACCUCAAAUUGUUACUUCUCAUCCACCUCUUACUGUCUGAAGUAGUAUUUGGCAGAGCUCCACUCCCUCAACGCAGCCUGAGUCCCUCAGUGACUUCAAAAAUGUCUCAAACAGAGCAAGUAGAAACACAAGUGGUUAAAGAUGGUCUUCACGCCGCUCAACAGUUGGUCUUAAACCUCUCAGCCUCUCUACAAGGUCAGCUGGAUCUCCAAAGCAAUGCGAGCUGUGCAGAGCUCGCCAAUAAAGGCUGGAGAGGCAAUGCUUUCUCUCAGGAGCUAUUGGGCUUGGCAAUGGUGCCUGUAUUGGUGUCAGCAGGAUGUUUGACUGAAGCCCAGGCUUUGGUAAUGCAACUCUAUGCGGUGUUGGGCCAAAAUGAUACAUGUGAAUUUUUGCAGGACGUGCUGGUGCUGAUCAAGAGAGGCAAAGAGAGGGAAUUAGCACAUAUUGGCCAUCACACCUUCACCAAUGGAUUCCAAACCCCGCCAUCUCCUCUUAUGCUCAACUCUGAGUCACAGUGCCACUUGCAGGCUGUUAUAUUUAACAUCCAUCAGCUAGCUGAGGUAGGUGAGAGAAUUAAUGGUUAUAAGGGUAAAGUUAAGCCUAUGGAGAAAUGCAAGGGAUGGGUGAGGGUGAAAGGCACUCAGUUACUGGGACAGGCUGCAGAACAGAGCGGGCCAUUGCGUAUUGGGGAAGCACAGCAGGCUUGUCGACGCUUGGGAAUCCAAUGUGCAGGUGUGAGCCAAGAUGGCGAUUCUGAAUAUUAUCACGUUAUCUUGAGGCCUGGAAGCAGCAUAGUGCCUUCAUCUAACUCUGAGAGCUGGAUUCAGAAUUGCAAAGUGGGGUCUGUACGUUGGCGCAGAAAUGGGGUCCCUCAGCAUCACUGUGUCAAUGAAAAAGAGGAGCGAGUGUAUAUGGUUGUGGAGUGGAUUCCUGCAGUUUCCACACUGUAUAAUCUGGGAACAGCAGUUUACUAUGCUUCAGUUAACUGCUAUGAUACUGCAAAAGAGAGAGCCAUCUUCAGCACCGUGGAUCUGGGCACAGAUGCCCUCAUGGCUGUAACCGGGGGAACUGCAGGGGUUGCUGGUUAUGCGUUGGGGGCUGGUUUAAAAACGGGUGUGAAGGCAGGGAUCAAAUAUCUGCUGAACAACAUGAAAGAGGAUGGCGACCUGCUAAUGAACCAGAACAGCUUGGAGGAUGGAAGUAUCACUGUCCAAUAAAAACCUAAUGAGACUGCUCUAGGGACUCAAUGAUUUUUCCACCAGCUGUAAAUGAUGUUGAAGAAGCUCUAUUUUGUUUGUGUUCAGUCAUAGUUUGCUGUUACAGUUUACAAUAUCAGGCCUAUAAAAAUAAUGAGAGUUAAAUCUCUUAAUUUCUACUGAAACUAACAAACAUUUUAUUUAUAUUUCAAUGCUGUUUUAAUUGGGUUUUCAUAUGUCCUAAAUGUCACUUUCCAUCUUGAUUGUAAUAUUAUUAAUAUCCAAAAGGUAAUGACAUUAGCAGGAAGUAACAUCAUUGUUGGGUAAAAAAAAUAGACACAGUAGCACUUUCAUGAGCUUAUUGUAGCAAUGGAUUUUUCUCAAUUUAAAACAUUCCAUUCUGUUAGAUAAAGUUACAGAAAUCUGUAUGAUAUUUUAAUGAUCUUCACUAAACGUUUUUUUUUUUUGCACUUUUUUUUAAAGACAUCCCUUUCAAGCUUCAUGUUAAAUUUCUGAGCUUGUCUAGUGUAUGUCUUAAAGUCUGGUAUGCCUAUUCAUGGAAAUACUUUUUAAAUUUAGUUUGACCUCAAAAGGUUCUACAUGACAGGAAUGGCCAGUAAUCAAUUUACAACCUAUCAACAUAUCAUUUCUUCGUCAACCAACAUGGGUCAUAUUUAACUACAUUAUUUAAAUCAAUAACAUCAGUGGGAAGAGCAGAACACAAGACAAGUAGAAUACAAGAUACUCAGACAUCUUAAAGUCAAGGCUUUAAUUUGUAACUGUCAGUUUGAAUAUUGUCAUUAGUGACGUGUACAUGUUAUUAUAAGCAGACGUGAGUAAAAGCCAGUUGAGUUGAA
Molecule: messenger RNA, 2213 nt
Organism: Pimephales promelas (fathead minnow)
Lineage: Eukaryota; Metazoa; Chordata; Actinopteri; Cypriniformes; Leuciscidae
Gene: apof
Product: apolipoprotein F
Biological process (GO): cholesterol metabolic process
Source: RefSeq, a predicted model, not a curated record